UCGGCUCCCGUUCGGGCCCCCCCCCCCCCCCCGCCCUCGGAUGCAGCGGGCGGUUGCCAUGGCAACGCAUCACAGGUGAGAUCCCAAGAUCCCAGCUGGAAUUCCACGAUGGCAUCGCCGGCCGUCAGCCCCGAUUCCUCUUCCCAUGAGGGCCUCUCCUCCAUCCACUCGGCUCCCGCUUGUUCUCCCACUUCCGACUCGGAAAACCUCAGUCCCGAUGAGCUGGAGCUGUUGGCAAAGCUGGAGGAGCAGAACCGGCUCCUGGAAGCCGACUCCAAAUCCCUGCGCUCCAUGAACGGCUCCCGUCGGAACAGCGGCUCCUCGCUGGUCUCCAGCUCCUCGGCCUCCUCCAACCUCAGCCACCUGGAAGAGGACACGUGGAUCCUGUGGGGCCGCGUCGUCAACGAGUGGGACGAGUGGCGGAGGAAGAAGGAGAAGCUGCUGAAGGAGCUCAUCCGUAAAGGGAUUCCCCAUCACUUCCGAGCCAUCGUGUGGCAGCUCCUGUGCAGCGCCACCGAGAUGCCCGUCAAGAAGCAGUACUCGGAGCUGCUCAAGAUGUCCUCGCCGUGCGAGAAGCUCAUCCGCCGCGAUAUCGCCCGCACCUACCCGGAGCACGAGUUCUUCAAGGGCCAGGACAGCCUGGGCCAGGAAGUGCUCUUCAACGUCAUGAAGGCCUAUUCCCUGGUGGACCGCGAGGUCGGCUACUGCCAGGGCAGCGCCUUCAUCGUGGGACUGCUGCUCAUGCAGAUGCCUGAGGAAGAGGCCUUCUGCGUGUUCGUGAGGCUGAUGCAGGAAUACCGGCUCCGGGAGCUCUUCAAGCCCAGCAUGGCCGAGCUGGGGCUCUGCAUCUUCCAGUUCGAGUCCCUGCUGCAGGAGCAGCUGCCGGAGCUGAACACCCACUUCCGCUCCCAGAGCUUCCUCACUUCCAUGUACGCUUCCUCCUGGUUCCUCACCCUCUUCCUCACCACCUUCCCUUUGCCCGUGGCAACGCGCGUCUUCGACAUCUUCAUGGACGAGGGGCUGGAGAUCGUCUUCCGUGUGGGAAUGGCGCUGCUGCAGUUCAACCAAGCCGAGCUGGUCCAGUUGGACAUGGAGGGAAUGUCCCAGUACUUCCAGAAGGUGAUCCCGCACCAGUUCGACAGUUGUCCGGAUAAGCUCAUCCUUAGGGCAUUCCAGGUCAAAUACAACGCCAAGAAGAUGAAGAGGCUGGAGAAGGAAUACGCCAGCAUCAAGAACAAGGAGAUGGAGGAGCAGAUCGAGAUCAAGCGCCUGCGCACGGAGAACCGGCUCCUGAAGCAGCGCAUCGAGACCCUGGAGAAGGAGAGCGCGGCUCUCGCCGACCGCCUCAUCCAGGGUCAGGUGACGCGGGCGCAGGAGGCAGAGGAGAAUUACAUCAUCAAGCGGGAGCUGGCUGUGGUGCGGCAGCGCUGCAGCAGCGCCACCGAGAGCCUGCAGCGCGCCCAGAGCACCAUCCAGCAGCUGCAGCACCAGCAGGGGAACCCGCGGCUGAGCGAGGCCUUCGUGACGCAGCUCGAGGCGGAGCUGGAGCAGUCGCGGCUCCGGGAGAGCCAGACCCGAGGAGCCCUCAAGGAGAUGCAGGACCGGGUCCUCCACAUGGAGCAGCAGAGCAGUUCAGUGCGGCUACAGGAGGAGCUCCAGGAUCAGCUCCAGGGGCAGCUCCAGGAGCACCUGGAGCAGGAGGAGCUGCAAGAGGAGCUGCAAGAGGAGCUGCAAGGGAAGCUGCAGGAGGAGCUGCGGGAGGAGCUGCAGGAGGAGCUGCAGGAGCUGCGGGCGCUGCGUGAGGCCAAGGCCCUCGGGUCCCUCUCGGAGCUGCAGCCGCAGGGUGCUCUGCAGCCACUGGAGGUUCAGCACCGGCACCAGGAGCUGCAGAGCCAGCAGGGGCUGCACGAGGGGAGCAACGCGGCGGCAAUGGAGGAGCUGCGGCAACGAGUGAGGGAGCUGGAACUGCAGCAGGAGCAGCGGCUGCUCCAGGGGCAGCUCAAGCGCUCGGAAGCGGCUCAGAGCAUCCGGCACCUGCAGGAGCACAUCCGGGAGCUCAAGGCCGAGAUCCGGAUGCUCCGGGGGUCGCUGCCGUUCGGUGCCGUGGGGCUGGGCCCCCCCCUGGACUCCUCGGGCUCUUCCGAUGAGGAGCCCCCCCCCUUCCCCCUCCGGGCCCUGGGGCACUUGGGGGGCAGCAGCGACAGCGACCACGAGGGGGCGCCCCCCGCACCCUGAGCCCCAGAGAGGGGG
This is a messenger RNA of Pezoporus flaviventris, 2250 nucleotides long. Its product is annotated as EVI5-like protein. Bases 109 to 2235 code for a protein of 708 amino acids. The transcript is spliced from 20 exons. The record is from RefSeq and is a predicted model, not a curated record. Lineage: Eukaryota; Metazoa; Chordata; Aves; Psittaciformes; Psittacidae.